Leptopilina boulardi is the source of this 2235-nucleotide messenger RNA. RefSeq lists its product as uncharacterized. The transcript has a single exon. Gene Ontology annotation, molecular function: nucleic acid binding. NCBI's taxonomy places the organism in Eukaryota, Metazoa, Arthropoda, Insecta, Hymenoptera, Figitidae. The record is from RefSeq and is a predicted model, not a curated record. Gene Ontology annotation, biological process: DNA integration. Bases 1 to 2235 code for a protein of 744 amino acids.
AUGUUGCUGCAGGAACUGUGGCUUGAGAAAUUGGGUUGGGACGACCCUUUAUCUGAGAAACUAUCUUCAAGGUGGAUCAAAUUCAAGGAAGAGCUAGCUCAACUCCCCGAGAUCUCAAUCCCUCGAUGGCUCAAUCUCACAUCAACCUCAACAACGGAAAUUCAUGGAUUCUCGGACGCAUCACAACUCGCAAUGGCAGCUGUUGUUUUUCUCAAAACCUCGGAACCAAACCAAGAAUCAAAAGUUACAUUUGUUUGUGCCAAAACCAAGGUUGCUCCCCUCAAACGUCUAACCAUUCCAAGGUUGGAACUCUCGGCUGCUCAACUCUUGGCACGACUUGGGAACUACGUUCAACGGACCCUGGAAUUAUGUCAAGUUCCAGUAUUCCUGUGGACAGACUCAUCGGUAGCCCUCACUUGGAUCAACAGCCACCCCUCUCGUUGGAAGGAAUUUGUACACAACAGGGUAUCUUCGAUCCAUGACCUCGUCCCUCAAGGUCAAUGGAGAUUCAUCAAAGGAAAAGAAAAUCCUGCUGACUGUGCAUCAAGGGGCCUAUCAAUUCAACAACUCUCUCAACAUCACCUCUGGUGGAAUGGUCCACCAUGGCUCAAGGACAUCAAGGAAAACUGGCCCUCAUCAACCUCAAGGUCGGAUUCAUCAGCUCAAGUCGAAGAAAGACCAGGAUUAACAUUUACUGUUACCACCUCUCACCCCCAAUUGUGGGAUCUGAUUCAUCAAUACUCAGAUCUGCACUCAUUGUUAAAAAUCACCUCAAUUUGCCUCAGAUUUCUCGCUAUUCUCAAAAGGAUUCCCAACUCUUCUCUGGCCAACCCAAUCGGACUCAAGGAUCUCGAUCUUGCAAGGACAUUCUGGAUCAAGAAUAUUCAAGUGGCCUACUUCUCAGCAGACAUCAAGGAUCUCAAUCGAGGCACAAAAUUCUCAAGGUCUCAUCCGCUUUCCAAACUCAAUCCAUUCAUCGAUCAUCAAGGUAUUCUCAGAGUCGGAGGUCGACUCAAACACUCAAGUUUGGAUCACGAAAGCAAACAUCCUGCUAUUCUACCCAAGGAUUCUCCCCUCACUCGACUUCUGAUAGCGGAUGCUCAUUCAAGGACUCUUCACGGAGGAACUCAACUCACCUUGGCUCAUCUAAGGAAUUCCUACUGGAUCAUCGGAGGAAGACAACCAGUAAGGUCAUUCAUUCUCAAGUGCAUUCCUUGUGCUCGACAAAGAGGAAUUCGUGCUCAACAACUCAUGGGUCAACUACCUUUGGAAAGAAUCACCCCUUCAAGGCCAUUUCUCACUUCUGGGGUUGACUACGCCGGUCCAAUCACCCUCAAAUCCUGGACAGGUCGUGGAGCUAAAACGAAAAAGGGAUGGAUUUGUCUCUUUGUGUGCUUCUCAUCAUCGGCUCUGCAUCUCGAGGUAGUGACGGAUUAUUCCACCAACGGAUUUCUCGCAGCCUACCGCCGAUUUGUCUCAAGGAGAGGUAUUUGUCAAACACUCUACAGUGAUUGUGGUACCAACUUCAUCGGCGCGGACACUACUCUCAAGCAACUCUUCAAGGACGGAUCUCAAGAAGCCAAGGAACUCUCUCAACUACUGAUCAAGGACGGCACCUCCUGGAAAUUCAACCCUCCAGCAGCUCCACACAUGGGUGGAAAAUGGGAAGCUGCCGUGAAAUCAAUCAAGUAUCAUCUCAGAAGGACGAUCGGCGAGACGAUUUUGACGUUCGAGGAAUUUACGACUCUUCUUACGCAAAUCGAAGCGGUUCUCAACUCCCGACCAUUGGAACCUCUUACAGAGGACCCUGACGACUUGUCAGUUCUCACACCAGGACAUUUUCUCAUCGGGGAACCACUCACAUCAAUACCGGAACCAUCCCUCUUGGACCUGAAAACUUCAAGGUUAACAAGGUGGAAAUUGAUUCAACAACAAGCUCAAUUUUUCUGGGCGAAGUGGUCCACCUGUUAUCUUCAACAACAACUCGCUAUCUCCAAGUGGCAUCAUCCAACACAUCAAAUCAAGGUUGGUUCUCUAGUUCUCCUCACUGACGAAAGGUUCCCUCCCUCAAAAUGGCCUUUAGCUAGGGUCACUGCAUUACACCCUGGCAAGGACGGUCUCACCAGAGUCGUUUCAAUUAAAACUGCAACGACACAUCUCAAACGACCAAUCACCAAGUUGGCUGUGCUCCCCAUCUCGACGGAAGAAGCUCUCAAGGACAACAACUCAACCUAA